This is a messenger RNA of Marchantia polymorpha subsp. ruderalis, 438 nucleotides long. The record is from the annotation of a GenBank genome assembly. Lineage: Eukaryota; Viridiplantae; Streptophyta; Marchantiopsida; Marchantiales; Marchantiaceae.
AUGCGACGGCCGUCCAAAGGCGCCGAAUCGAUCCGUGUCCGUACGGCACGGGAACUUAAAGCGCCGAGGACAACCGAGACGGAUUUGAAGCGAAAUCCGUUGCCCUCGCGAAAAGUCCAUCCGCUGAUCCGCGCCCGGUACUUUAUGUACUUUAUGGCGCUCUUUAGCGGGCGAGGGUCCGAAGCGAGGGGGGCCACUUCGAGGCCACUCGCCGGAGGCCAGCGUGGCGCUGCGAAUAUGGGCCAGAAAAUCCCUCGCGCCACCCGCAGCCACUCAUGGCGACAAGCCCUGCGACUCUUGUCGCGUUUCGGUGUUUUGCGCCCGUCCACUCGUCGUCGCCGUAACUCGUCCGCUUCCCUGAAUUGCAGCAACUUCAAUUCGCGGCUGUCGUUUGAAUCAGAUCCAUCCCCUCCCCAUUCGAUCCUCAGGAAUGUCUAG